This is a messenger RNA of Kwoniella shivajii, 1938 nucleotides long. RefSeq lists its product as uncharacterized. The transcript is spliced from 7 exons. Gene Ontology annotation, molecular function: magnesium ion transmembrane transporter activity. Gene Ontology annotation, biological process: magnesium ion transport. NCBI's taxonomy places the organism in Eukaryota, Fungi, Basidiomycota, Tremellomycetes, Tremellales, Cryptococcaceae. The record is from RefSeq and is a predicted model, not a curated record. Bases 1 to 1938 code for a protein of 645 amino acids. Gene Ontology annotation, cellular component: membrane.
AUGGUCAUUGGCUCAACUAUAGGGAACGUAUCGACCAGUUCCUUGAUCGGGGUAGGAAUAGCUUGUGGUGGGAAUGUACUUAUCAGUUUGGCUUUGACGCUACAGAAAUUAGCUCAUAGACGAAAUCAAGAAGCUGCCGAAUCAUCUUCCUCGUCAAGUGAAUACGAGGAGCCGAGAGCUGCUCCCAGCGAGAAUGGUAAUAUCCCUUCGAUAAUACAAGAAGAAGAAGAAGAAGAAGAAGAGGAGGAGGUCGAAGAGACUCCAUGUCCUUCCCCACGUAAAUCACCGAAAAUCAACCAAGAUUAUUCAGUGGUAUUGAUUCCCGAUAAUUCAGAUGAUCCAAAUAGAAAUGCGAAUCUAGACGAUCAACCACAAUCACAAACACAAACACAAUCAAAUUCCAAAUCAAGAUCAACGUCGAAAAAACACUCACCAUCUCCUGUCAAAGUCCCAAUGUAUAAUUCAGUCAAAAUAGAUUCCCCUUCACACGAAACCAAAAUGAACGGAACUGCAAAUCGCUACUCGGAAUCCACUGGACGUAGCAUGAAUAACGACGAAGACGGAAGAAUCGAGAACCAGAACGAAAAUGAAAAUCCGAACGAGAAUGCGAACAAAGAAGGACAAGUGAAAGAAGGGGCAUAUUUAAAAUCUAGGUUAUGGUGGUUAGGUCAAAUACUAAUAACGGUUGGGGAAGGUGGGAAUUUCUUAAGUUACGGUUUCGCUCCUGCUAGUGUUGUAGCUCCUUUAGGUACGGUCGCCUUGAUAGCGAAUUGUGUUUUCGCUCCUUUGAUCCUGAGAGAGAAAUUUCAUAAGCGGGAAUUAUUUGGCAUGGCUUUAGCUAUAAUAGGUGCCGUGACAGUCGUCUGGAGCUCUAACGGCACAAAUCCAAGGCUAAACCCACAGGAACUUAUAGUCGCUUUACGUCGAAUCCCAUUCAUCAUCUAUACGAUCUUGAAUUUCAUCCUCUUAGUGACUUUAAUUAUAUUAUCAAAUUCAUCUUAUGGACAUAAAUACCUUCUAGUCGAUAUUGGUGUAUGUACUGUAUUCGGUGGAUAUACAGUACUAUCAACAAAAGCAUUAAGUUCUUUACUAUCAAAUGAUUUUUUCGGUUCUUGGAACGAUGGUAUAACUUGGUUCUUGACUAUUAUGGUAGCGGCAACUAGUAUCGGUCAGGUCAGGUGGUUGAACAGGGCUUUAAUGAGAUUUCAAUCAAAGGAAGUCAUCCCUACUCAAUUCGUCUUCUUCUCAAUGGCAGCUAUCAUAGGUUCCGCAGUACUCUAUCAAGAAUUUCGUGAUGUUCCAUUUUCACAUUUUGUUAAUUUCGCUUUUGGUAUUGCCACUACUUUCCUAGGUGUACAUCUGUUGACUACUACUGCCCCUUCUUCCGGAUCAUCUUCGUCAGGAGAAGAAGAAGGAGAGGACAACGAUGAUAUCGGUGAGAAUCGACCUAGUCAACCUCAAAGAGCAUCUUCAUCAGCAUCUAUAAAUCUACUCUUACCCACUUCUGCAAUUGGUUCGAUGGCAAGCACGAAUGAAAGAGGGACACCUGUAUAUAUCGCUUCGCCUACUUCAAACGAACAAACUCCGUUGUAUAGGACGGGCUCAUAUACCAGUUCAAACCCAUAUGGAUCAACACCGAUAUCAGCAUCAAAAGUGAGAUUAGUCAGAAUGGGUUCCAACGGUGAAUUCACGCCUGCAUUAGGAAUAGGUAGUCAAGCUGGUUUACUCUUAUUGGCUACCACUCCACCUUCACAUCCUGGAAUAUUACCCAGACAAAGAAGUACGAGUAGAGCAAUGACCAUCCAUACUUCUGGUGUCACUUCUGGUCCUGGUACGAAUCCUCUGAAUGAAAUUGACGAAGAAGAACGUGGCUCCAAUAGUGGAAAGAUGAAAAGAAGUCAUAGUGCCCAGAAAAGGACUUCAACGACAAGGGAAUAG